AUGACUUCAGUUCAACUCCCCCCUUUCACUAGCACACCAGUUGAGCAGAUCCCUUCAAUCGUCUCUCGCCUUCGAAAGACAUUCUUUUCCCAGAAAACGCGCCCGGCCGAGUUCCGACUCAAGCAGCUACGCAAGCUCUAUUGGGCCAUCGCCGACCAUGAGAGAGAGCUCCAGGAGGCAGUCUCUCGGGAUUUGGGCAAAGGCACUUUCGAAGCGUUCACAGCGGAGAUCAACUGGACCCAAAAUGACAUCGUCUUCACGACUCAAAAUCUAGAGAAAUGGAUGAAGGACGAGAAGCCCGCCGACAUCGCCUUCUCGAAUCGCCUGGUCAACCCCAGAAUUCGAAAGGAUCCCUUAGGUGUGGUCCUUGUGAUCGGUGCCUUCAACUUCCCCGUCAACUUGUCCUUUGGUCCCAUGAUUGGAGCCAUCGCGGCAGGAAAUACAGUCGUUUUGAAGCCUUCGGAGCAGUCGCCGCACAGUGCCGCAGUCAUGCAAAAAAUCAUGGAAACGGCGCUUGAUCCCGACUGCUAUGUUUGCGUCCAGGGUGCUAUCCCUGAAACCUCAGCAUUGCUGGAGGAGAAGUGGGACAAAAUAUUCUUCACCGGCUCUUCCCGCACGGCCAAAAUCAUCGCUCAGGCAGCAGCGAAGACACUGACUCCAGUUGCUCUCGAGUUGGGUGGACGGAAUCCUGCAAUCGUGACCAAGAAGGCCGACACGCGCUUGGCAGCUCGACGGCUGCUGUGGUCCAAGACCAUGAACGCAGGCCAAGUAUGCAUCAGCCAGAACUACAUCCUGGCUGAUAGGGAAGUUGUCCCUACUCUGAUUGCAGAGUUGAAAACGGCUAUGAGGGAAUUCUUCCCGGAAGGUGCAAAGAAGAGUGCCGACUACUCCAGGAUUGUCAAUAUCAACUCAUUCAAUCGCAUCAAGAAAAUGCUCGACAACACUUCAGGCAGAAUUGUCAUUGGUGGAACCAUGGAUGCAGACCAGCUCUUCAUUGAGCCCACCGUGAUCCAGGUCUCAGAUCCCAAGGACUCGCUGCUAGUGGAAGAGUCUUUUGGGCCCCUGAUCCCGAUCUUGCCCGUCGACAACCUGGAUCAAGCUAUCAGCAUUGCCAACGAGCUCCAUGAGACCCCGUUGGGGGUGUAUGCCUUUGGAUCCAAGGCCGAGACCGACAGAGUCUUAGCAGGCACACGCUCUGGCGGUGCGAGCAUCAACGAUGGCUUCUUCCACGGCAUCAUACCGAACUUACCUUUCGGUGGAGUGGGCGACUCGGGCACUGGAGCAUACCGGGGCAAGGCUUCAUUCGACUGCUUCACGCAUCAACGGUCCAUCACUUAUACCCCAGGCUGGAUGGAAAGCUUGUUGGCUGUGAGAUACCCUCCCUUUGCUGGAACUGGCAAGCUGGCACAGUUCAACAAAAUGGGACUUCUCAAGCCUGACUUUGAUCGAGACGGCAAUCGAAAGAUAGGGGUCGUGUGGUACUUGCUCACGCUGGGAGCAGGGAGCAUAACGGGAGGUGCGUUCAGAGCAGCCUUGUUAGCGGGGAUCUGCGUAGCCUUGAAGGCUUUCAUGGAUGGGAAAACACUGACAUUCAAAUAA
Molecule: messenger RNA, 1599 nt
Organism: Fonsecaea erecta
Lineage: Eukaryota; Fungi; Ascomycota; Eurotiomycetes; Chaetothyriales; Herpotrichiellaceae
Exons: 2
Coding region: 1-1599 (532 amino acids)
Biological process (GO): aldehyde metabolic process
Cellular component (GO): cytoplasm
Molecular function (GO): aldehyde dehydrogenase (NAD+) activity
Source: RefSeq, a predicted model, not a curated record